ACGAGUUGACGCCAUGAGCAGUGGGGCAGAGACUACACCGCCUGGAGUCCUGCGCUGUGGCCAUGCUGGGUUCUCCUCGCCAGAGUGGCGCAAGGGUGUGUUCUUCCCGCAUGGGCUCAAGAAGGAUCAAGAGUUCUUCCACUACGCCAACCGGUACCCGACGUGCGAGAUGAACACCUCGUUCUACGGCAUCCCGCGUGAGAGCACCAUCCAGGGCUGGGCCAAGCAGGCGACGGGCAGGAGCUUCCAGUACGCCAUCAAAGUGCCGAAGAGCGUGACACACGAGAGCCAGCUGGAGGAUCCGGGCGACACGAUCCGGUUUCUGUGGAAGAGGCUGGCUCCGCUGCGCAAGGUUGGCGCUCUCGGCCCGCUUCUCUUCCAGCUCCCGCCGCGGUUUGCGCGUAGCCUGGACAAGCUGCAGCAGCUUGCGCUGGUCCUGCACGAGCUCGACGACAAGGAGCACUUGCGGGUAGCGUUUGAGUUCCGCCACCCAUCGUGGUUCCGUGCCGAUGUGUACGCCGUCCUGCGAGCCAACAACUGGGCGCUUGUCCUCUCAUCGCAUCCAGAUCUGCCGUGGGUCGAGGAGCUGACCGCAGACUGGACCUACAUCCGCUUCCACGGCAUCCGCCUCUUGCACGAGGACAACUACACCGACGACGAGCUCACCACGUUCACCACCCGCAUCAAGCGGUGGCUCGCCGAUGGCAAAGACGUAUUUGCCUACUUUCAGUUUGACAAGGGCUCCACAGGCCUCAACAACGCCGCCACGCUCAUCACGCAGGUCACCGGCAAGGCGCCCAAGCCGCAGGCCCCGGCCAAGGGCACCCUCAUGUCGUUCUUUGGCAAGCGUAAGCGCGACUCGCCGCCGCCGUCGGCUGUUCCGGACGACGGCGCAGACGACAUUGCAUCGUCGUCGUCAUCAUCAACACAGCCUAUCGCACUCGACGGUGACGAUGACAACGAUGACGCUGAUACCAACCCUUCGCCGACCAAGCGCCACAAGCCACUCUCUGCCGCGCCAGUCGUCAUCGACCUCUCGCCCGAGCCCGCGCCCGCCCUUGACCCGGGUGCCUAAGUAAUACCCCCGUCCCCCCC
Messenger RNA from Thecamonas trahens ATCC 50062, 1095 nucleotides. RefSeq lists its product as uncharacterized. The transcript has 2 exons. The coding region runs from base 14 to 1075 and encodes 353 amino acids. Lineage: Eukaryota; Apusomonadida; Apusomonadidae. The record is from RefSeq and is a predicted model, not a curated record.